This is a messenger RNA of Guyanagaster necrorhizus, 2568 nucleotides long. Its product is annotated as DUF221-domain-containing protein. The record is from RefSeq and is a predicted model, not a curated record. Gene Ontology annotation, cellular component: plasma membrane. Lineage: Eukaryota; Fungi; Basidiomycota; Agaricomycetes; Agaricales; Physalacriaceae. Gene Ontology annotation, molecular function: calcium-activated cation channel activity. The coding region runs from base 1 to 2568 and encodes 855 amino acids. The transcript has 9 exons.
AUGAGCGACAUCUCCUCUUCGGCGUCGGCGUCGACGAAGACGUUCGUCACCGCGCUCGUCUUCAACGCGGCCGUCUUCGGUAUCGAGCUCGCUGCGUUCACCGUCCUACGACCCCAUUUCAAGGCUAUUUACGAACCCCGCACCUAUGUUCCACCCCCGUCCAAGAGGAUUCAUCCUCUGUCAAAAAACGUGUUCCUGUGGCCAGUCGCAGUCUUCAGGGCAGACUACAACGACAUUAUUAAAGCGAACGGCAUGGAUGCCUACUUUUUCGUUCGCUUCCUUCGUAUGAUGGUCAAGAUUUUCUUGCCUAUAUGGUUCCUCUCCUGGGCGAUCCUGCUUCCUGUCACGAGCGUGAAAACUCGGGUGGGCAACAACGAGAAGCUGGACAUAUUCGUGUUUGGGAAUGUGGCCACCAAUAAGCAGCAUCGGUAUGCUGCACAUUUAAUCCUGGCUUGGUUGUUCACAGGCUGGGUGCUUUACAAUGUCAAGAUCGAAAUGCGCAAUUUCAUCAUUAAGCGACAACAGUUCCUCAUCAAUCCCGUACACUCCAAGUCUGUCCAAGCGAACACCAUCCUCGUCACCGGCAUACCCGCCAAGUAUUUGUCGCGGGACGCGUUAAUGAAAAUAUUCGGCGACCUACCUGGUGGCGUUAAGCGCAUCUUCAUAAACCGAAACCUCAAGGAGCUUCCUGACAUCUACGAUCGUCGCCUCGAUGCAUGCAACACGCUCGAAUCAGCCGAGAACAAGCUGCUCUCUAUCGCUACCAAAUUGGACAAAUCUUCUUCGGAAGAGACGGCCGCCUCUGUUCCCCAAAAGGAACGCCCCAUACACAGGCUUGGAUUCCUUGGUUUGUUUGGAAAGAAGGUGGACUCCAUUGAUUGGGCUAGAGAGGAGAUUCAGAAGUGUACUCAGCUGCUCGAUGAGGGCAGGGCGAAACUCGAUGACCCUUCUGACACGACGUAUCCUCCACUCAACAGCGCGUUCAUCAUGUUCAACAGGCAGAUCGCAGCACAUUUGGGGAUGCAAGUCCUUCUUCACCACGAGCCUUACCGGAUGAGUGCUCGCUAUACCGAAAUUGCACCUGACGACGUUAUCUGGGCUAACCUCGGAAUGAACCCAUACGAAAUGAAGGUUCGGCUUGUAAUCAGCUAUUCUCUUACUGCGGCUCUUAUCAUUUUUUGGGCCAUCCCUGUGGCUUUCGUCGGUAUCGUCUCCAAUGUUUACACGCUAUGUAGUACAGCGAGCUGGCUUGCAUGGAUAUGUACAUUGCCUGAUCCGGUCUUGGGUAUCAUUUCGGGUAUCCUUCCUCCCGUCGCCCUCGCAGUUCUGAUGUUGCUCCUUCCCAUUGUUCUUCGUCUCCUGGCGCGUUUCGAGGGUAUUCCGAAGAAGACAGGCCUGGAACUCAGUCUCAUGACACGUUAUUUCAUCUUCCAAGUCAUUCAUUCAUUCCUUAUCGUUACCUUGUCCGCAGGUAUCAUUGCGUCUUUGAACGGCCUUAUCAACAACCCGACAUCCAUUCCCACCUUGCUUGCUCAAAACUUGCCAACAUCUUCCACUUUCUUCUUGACGUAUGUGAUCCUGCAAGGUCUCUCUGGAACAGCAUCCGGAUUUUUGCAAAUCGUUCCACUAGCUAUCUAUUACGUGAAGCUCUACCUUCUUGGAAGUACGCCUCGAAGCAUUUGGGGGAUCAAGUACGGUACCCGCGACGUUGCCUGGGGCACUGUUUUCCCAGGUAUUACGUUGUUGACUACCAUUACUCUUGGAUACUCCAUUAUUUCUCCCAUUAUCAAUGGUCUGGCCUGUGCAACUUUCUUCUUGUUCUAUCAGCUGUACAAGUAUCUCUUCUUGUGGCAGUUCCAGCAGCCCGACGAUACCGGAGGUCUGUUCUUCCCGAAGGCUAUGCAACACAUCUUCGUCGGUUUAUACGUUGAAGAGGUCUGUUUAUGCGCGCUCUUUUUCCUUGCUCGGGACCAGAAUGGCAAUACAAGUGCAGUAGCAGAAGGUGCCUUGAUGGUUGUAUUGAUUAUUUUCACUGUCUUCUUCCACAUCAUCAUCAAUAACUCUUAUGAUCCGUUAAUCCACGCUCUCCCUCUCAGUCUGGUGGAGAAGAUGGAUACCACGCAGGCCGAUGCGGAAGCAGAGGAGUUGCCUAAUCGCACUGGAUCAGAGACGCGUCUAGCGCCUAAUGCUUCCCAGCUGGAUAAGCCUGAGUCAACAGAGCGGCCCGAGGAGAAGGUCGUCUCUUCGAGUUCAGACGGUGAUAGCGAAGGCUCACAUGAUAGCGGAGGUGGCGGUGUCCCGAAGGAAUAUGACUUUAUGGCGGCGAAGAAUAUGAAGGAGCGACAAGAAGAGGAAGAUAGCUAUGGGUUCGCGCAUCCUGCGGCUUCGAGACCGCAAAGGAUCGUGUGGCUUCCUUUGGCUCACGGUCCUGUUGGGGAGCUGUCCAAGUCUGAGGCGAAGGAAUGUCUGGAUCAUGGGGUUCUGGUGAGUUUGGUCGAUGCUAAGAUGAACGAGAAGGGUAAGGUGGAUAUUACGGGCCCGCCGCCUGAUUUGGUGAGGGAGGAGUGA